AUGCUGUUCUGCAACCUACGGACAGCAAAUGACUCCAUAUCACAGGAUGAACGAGGCAAUGGGAGCUCCCAAGGGGAGUUCAUCCUACUGAGCCUUUCUAACGACCCAUACCUGGAGAAGCUGUUUUUUGUGGUCUUCCUAAUCUCCUAUGUCCUGACAUUGUUCUGGAACCUGGCCAUCAUUGUGGUGUCGCAGCUGGACCCGUGUCUCCACACACCCAUGUACUUCUUCCUCAGCAACCUCUCUCUCCUGGACCUGUGCUACACCACCGCCACGGUGCCUCAGAUGCUGGUGAAUUUACAAAGUUCCCAUAAGACCAUCUCCUGGGCUGGCUGCAUGGCCCAGCUCUUCAUUUUCCUUGGCCUGGGGUCCACUGAGUGUGUCCUGCUGGCAGUCAUGGCCUAUGACCGCUAUGCUGCCGUCUGCCACCCCUUGCGCUACACGGCCAUCAUGAGCCGCAGCCUCUGCUGGAUGAUGGCAACUGCAUCCUGGUUUAGCGGAAUGACUGUCUCCAUUGUGCAAACGUGCUUGACCCUGCGACUACCCUUGUGUGGGCACAAUCGUAUCAAUGACUUCUUCUGUGAAGUGCCAGCCCUGCUCAGCCUGGCCUGUGCCGAUACCUCCACUAAUGUGGCUGGGCUCCUUGUCGGCUCUGCGGUCUUCUUGCCAGUUCCUCUGGGCCUCAUCCUGGUCUCCUACAGCUACAUUGGUGCUGCAGUACUGAGGAUCCGCUCAGCUGAGGGCAGGCGCAAGGCUUUCAACACCUGCACCUCCCACUUAGUUGUAGUGUCAAUCUUCUUUGGCACAGCCAUCUACGUCUACAUGCAGCACCCCUCUCAGCACCCACAGCACCAGGGCAAGAUAGUUUCCCUCUUCUAUGGCAUCAUCACUCCAAUGGUGAACCCCCUGAUCUAUACCCUGAGGAACAAGGAUGUGCACAGGGCCCUUAGGAAAGCCUUAAGAAAGCAGUGCUGGAUGCAGAGGACAUAA
This is a messenger RNA of Alligator mississippiensis (American alligator), 990 nucleotides long. Its product is annotated as olfactory receptor 2G3-like. Gene Ontology annotation, biological process: G protein-coupled receptor signaling pathway. NCBI's taxonomy places the organism in Eukaryota, Metazoa, Chordata, Crocodylia, Alligatoridae. Gene Ontology annotation, molecular function: olfactory receptor activity; G protein-coupled receptor activity. Gene Ontology annotation, cellular component: membrane. The record is from RefSeq and is a predicted model, not a curated record. The transcript has 2 exons. The coding region runs from base 1 to 990 and encodes 329 amino acids.